Molecule: messenger RNA, 1457 nt
Organism: Anopheles coluzzii
Lineage: Eukaryota; Metazoa; Arthropoda; Insecta; Diptera; Culicidae
Product: borealin-like
Exons: 3
Coding region: 241-1296 (351 amino acids)
Biological process (GO): mitotic sister chromatid segregation
Cellular component (GO): chromosome, centromeric region; chromosome passenger complex; spindle midzone
Source: RefSeq, a predicted model, not a curated record
GUUGAUAAUGGCGGCUACGGCGAAACUGCAAAGGACUUUCUGAACAAGUCAAUUUCCAUUUUGCUAUUUUGUAAAUGUGUAUUGUGUUCUAUUGCUUCAAUUCCGCUUGUUUAGGGAAUAAUCAACUAACUCAAGUAGAUGCUGUGAUACUAAAAGAUAGGUUAAUCGUUUUCUUUGGCAGUGUAAGUGAAGGAAAGCACUCUUACAUUCAAACACCUGUGAUAAGCAAUUCUCGCCAAAAUGGUUCGUACCAAAAUAUCCAAAAACAGCGCAUCCAAGCGAAACCGGGCCAGCUACCAGGAGGAGCGCUUCGCCAACGUAAUGCGCGAAUUCGAUAUUAUAUCGGAAACCUUUCUUAUGUCGAUCGAUGCAAAGCUCAACGCCGACCUGGAAAAGUUGGACUAUCAGGCGAGCAUGAUGAAGAGUCGCAUACCGAAGGAAAUACUCCAGAUGACGAUGGGCGAUCUGCGAAAGCGUGGCUGCAGUAUGUUCGUCGAUGUGCUGAAUGCGCCCGCGGCCCCGUUCGACAGCGUACCGGAACGGGAUGCGGCCAACUCGAGCCAACUGUCGAUCGGCUCCGGAGACCUACAAACGAGCAUGCGGCGAUCGUAUCGCACCGACGAAGGCUACCUGACGGAGGACAAUGCAAAACAGCCAUCGUUGGACGUGUUGGCCUCGGCCAAACCCUCCAAGCGUCCGAUGGGACCGCUUGCUUCCGCUAUGAAGAGCAGUUACGCGCGGCGGCGCAGCAAUUCCGUGUCCGGGCAGAGCACCAUCGGCACACCCUGCAAACCGACCAGCAAAUCGUCGAUGCUGUUCGGUCUGAAGACGAAGCAAGCGGAUCUGCGCGGUACGCCGGCGGUGGGGAAAAACAUUUUCCUCGGGCAGUCGGAGCGAAUCUCCCGCCCGAAGCUGCGCACACCGCUGCCGGACGGUAGCAGGAAGGUUCGCACCACACAAGCGGUCAGUGCGGAUAGGGGCAUGAGCCAGAUUAUGCUGAAGGUGGAACCGAACACGCCGCUCGCGUUCAUCCGCUAUCCGCGGGCGGGCGAAAGCGUUUACUCGCUGACCGGCAGCCCGGUGGUAAACACGGUGAUGUCGAAAAACACGGCAAACGUAAACAUACCGGUGCCGGACGGGAUGUUGUCGCUGCAGCCGACCGAUCUGGAGGACAUGGAUCGGGAGCUGCUGCCGAAGAUCGAUUACGCGACUUUGGAGCAUCUGAAGAAGCUGCAGGCGAACCUGAACAAAGUGAUGCAAUAUGCGGAGGAGUGCAUCUUCAAUAAGAACCAGUGAUAUACCGCAAUGAGAAAAGAAGACGAACGACUGAGGUUUUUUUUUGUUUCAUGUAACUUAAUGUCAUAAUUUCAUAAAGCUGUGUGUUCAUUUAGAUUUUAUAGAAAUACAUUUUUGGCAGUUUUGCCAGUAUUUGCCUCCAUUUGGAUGGUGAAAUUAUA